GGGAGGCUCUCCAAAUUCUAUUCCACAAAUAAAGAAGAAUCCCAGUCAAGCUCUCGACUUUCGCCAAUGGAGCUCGAGAUGGAGUCCAUGGCGUCGGCGAUCGGGGUCUCGAUCCCCGUGCUCCGGUUCCUCCUCUGCUUCGUCGCCACGAUCCCUGUGAGCUCCGUGUGGCGAUUCGUCCCCGGUGCCCUGACGAAGCAUCUCUACGCUGCGAUCUCAGGCGCGGUUCUAUCUUACCUCUCGUUUGGCCUCUCGUCGAACUUCCACUUCUUGAUCCCGAUGGCGCUUGGAUACGCGUCGAUGAUCUUGUGCAGGAAGUACGCCGGGAUCUUCACCUUCUUCGCUGGAUUCGGUUAUCUCAUCGGAUGCCAUGUGUACUACAUGAGUGGUGAUGCAUGGAAAGAAGGUGGAAUUGAUGCUACAGGAGCACUGAUGGUUCUGGUGUUAAAAGUCAUUUCCUGCGCAAUAAAUUACAGCGAUGGGAUUUUGAAAGAAGAAGAUCUACGUGAGGCUCAAAAGAAAUAUCGGUUAAUACGCUGCCCAUCUAUAGUUGAAUAUAUAGGUUACUGCUUAUGUUGUGGCAGUCACUUCGCAGGCCCUGUAUUUGAAGCUAAGGAUUAUCUUGAAUAUACUGAAAGGAAAGGGGUUUGGGCACCUUCGAAGGACAAACCAGCACCAUCACCUUUUGGCCCGACUUUGCGUGCUUUAGUUCAAGCAGCUGUUUGCAUGGGUUUAUACUUGUAUUUGGUACCGCAAUUCCCACUUUCCCGGUUCAGUGAACCCAUGUAUUAUGAGUGGGGUUUCUGGCAUAAGCUUUUCUACCAAUACAUGUCAGGAUUUACUGCCCGGUGGAAGUAUUAUUUCAUCUGGUCAAUCUCAGAAGCAUCAAUAAUUAUAUCUGGUUUCGGUUUCACUGGUUGGUCAAACUCUUCUGCACCUAAACCCCAAUGGGAUCGUGCAAAAAAUGUUGAUGUACUUGGCGUCGAGCUUGCAACUAGUGCUGUUCAGUUGCCUCUUGUGUGGAAUAUACAAGUCAGCACUUGGCUAAGAUACUAUGUUUAUGAUAGGCUUGUUCAGAAAGGAAAGAAGCCUGGAUUCCUCCAGUUGCUGGGUACACAAACUGUCAGUGCUGUUUGGCAUGGAUUAUAUCCAGGAUACAUCAUAUUCUUUGUUCAAUCAGCAUUGAUGAUUGCAGGUUCACGAGUACUAUACAGAUGGCAGCAAGCUGUUUCCCCAAAGAAUAUGCUUGUUCGAAAGAUGCUUACAUUGACGAACUUUGCAUAUACCUUGCUAGUUCUGAACUAUUCCUGCAUUGGUUUCCAGGUACUGAGCAUGAAAGAAACCUUGGCCUCAUACAGAAGUGUAUAUUUUGUUGGCACCAUCAUCCCUAUCAUUCUUAUUCUCCUGGGUAACAUCAUUAAGCCAGCUAAGCCUGUCAGGACCAAGACCCAGAAGGCCCAAUAAUAUUUGCAUCCUUAUUCAGCUGCUGGAAGAGAAUUGGCAAAUAAAAAAGUUAAAAAAAAAGUUAUGGAAGAGGGGGCUUAAAGAAUUUAAGAUCUUGGAUAUUUAUCUUCCCUCUGUUAUUUGUGAAAGAAUUAGGUGGGCAGUUUUCCUUCUUGUUCGACUGUAGCUUUCCCCCUUUUUUCUCAUCAAUUUUAAGUUGUGUUGUACGCUAAGUUAAGUUACUUUUUUCCUUCAUCUCGA
Molecule: messenger RNA, 1704 nt
Organism: Asparagus officinalis (garden asparagus)
Lineage: Eukaryota; Viridiplantae; Streptophyta; Magnoliopsida; Asparagales; Asparagaceae
Product: lysophospholipid acyltransferase 1-like
Exons: 8
Coding region: 67-1464 (465 amino acids)
Biological process (GO): phospholipid biosynthetic process; lipid modification; triglyceride biosynthetic process
Cellular component (GO): membrane; endoplasmic reticulum
Molecular function (GO): acyltransferase activity
Source: RefSeq, a predicted model, not a curated record